Molecule: messenger RNA, 2357 nt
Organism: Calliphora vicina (urban bluebottle blowfly)
Lineage: Eukaryota; Metazoa; Arthropoda; Insecta; Diptera; Calliphoridae
Product: cationic amino acid transporter 4
Exons: 2
Coding region: 321-2354 (677 amino acids)
Biological process (GO): amino acid transport; transmembrane transport
Cellular component (GO): plasma membrane
Molecular function (GO): amino acid transmembrane transporter activity
Source: RefSeq, a predicted model, not a curated record
AAAAUACAUGAAAAAUUCUAAACGAGCAGUGAGUGCGUUAUAACAAAUAAAAGUUUUACAAAAAAAAAAAAAAAAUAUCGAAUUUUCCUAGAAUUAAAAGAAAAUUAAAAAAUAAAAACUAAAUUUGAAUGUUAACGGUUACAUUUAGUGAUAAUUUCGUACAGCCUGAAUGUAUGCAACACUUGUUUGUACAACACAUAUGUUAGCUAAUCGCCAGCAGCUGCAUGCAGACUUUAAAUUUUCGUUUGGAAACUAAUAAUUUUGAAAGUUUAAUUGUAAGCAACAAUUUUAAAAGCUAUUGCUAAAGAGUUACAAACAAAAUGCCUGGAACAAGGCGCAUUAUAUUGGGCCAUGUCAUGUCUGGCCUGUGCAGUAAAAUGAAUCGCACCAAACCUUUGCCCACCGAUGCCAUGGAGACGCCAUUGAAAAGAUGUUUGAAUACUUUUGAUAUAACUUUAUUGGGUAUUGGCCAUAUGGUGGGUGCUGGCAUUUAUGUUUUAACCGGCACUGUGGCCAAAGACAUUGCUGGUCCUGGUGUUAUAGUCUCCUUUAUACUGGCCGCUGUGGUUUCCAUGCUGGCCGCUAUAUGUUAUGCGGAAUUUGGUACACGCGUUCCCAAAGCUGGCUCGGCUUAUGUCUACACCUACAUUUCCAUAGGCGAAUUUUGGGCUUUCAUCAUAGGCUGGAAUAUAUUGCUGGAGCAUAUGCUGGGUGCUGCCUCAGUGGCUAGAGCCUGGAGUGGUUAUGUGGACUCUUUGCUGGGCGGUUGGAUUGAAAAUACUACAUUGUCGAUUAUAGGAGAGCUGCAGGAACCUCAAUUGUUUGCCCGCUAUCCUGAUAUUUUAGCGUUUUUGGUGUGUAUUUUAUAUGCUUUGGCGCUGGCCGUGGGUGUCAAGGCCACCGCUUUAAUCAAUAGUAUUCUAACGGUGGUAAAUAUUGCUGUUAUGGUUUUGGUUAUAUGUGUGGGUUUCUGGUAUGCAGAUGCCAAAAAUUGGUCUCAAUCGGAAGGCGGUUUUUUGCCUUAUGGCUUUAGUGGUGUUAUAGCGGGUGCAGCCACUUGUUUUUAUGCUUUUGUGGGUUUUGAUUCCAUAGCCACGGCUGGAGAAGAGGCCAAAAAUCCCUCGGCUUCUAUUCCUUUGGCUACUUUGUUGUCUUUAAGUGCUGUUUCGGCGGGUUAUAUUUUGGUAAGUGCCGCUCUUACUUUAAUGAUACCAGCCAAUGAUAUAAAUCCAGCUGCCUCUUUGCCGGAGGCUUUUGGUCAAAUGGGUUUGCCUUGGGCCAAAUAUAUCAUAACAGUGGGAGCUUUGUGUGGCAUGACCACCACACUUUUAGGUUCUUUGUUUGCUUUGCCACGCUGUAUGUAUGCCAUGGCUUCGGAUGGUUUGUUAUUUAGUUGCUUUGGCAAAAUUAAUAGCGUUACCCAAGUGCCGAUAUUGAAUUUGGCCAUUUCUGGCCUGUCCAGUGCUUUGUUGGCUUUAGUUUUUGAUCUUAGAAAUCUGGUAGAGUUUAUGUCCAUUGGCACCUUGCUGGCCUACACCAUAGUCUCGGCUAGUGUUAUAAUUUUACGCUAUCGCCCCUUGCCAAUUAUGGAAAACCCCAUUUAUGCUCCUGAUACUCCGGAAAAUGAGGAAGACGAUGAAAAUGAUACCACCUCUCAAUAUAGUAUUGAUACAGCCUCUCCCACCAGUGAUUUAAUAGAAGGUAUGUCUGCCGGUCGCCUUAAACCCAAAUACAAAUGGUUAGAUGCUAUUUUAGGCAGGUUUGAACCGGGCAGUGCUGUUUCUGCCGGCGUGUUACUCUUUACCGUUCUGAGUUUUACUUUAUGCUUCCAACUGAAAACUUCCUGGUCCGAUACAAAGACCGUGACUUCGUGGUGGGCUUUAUUAAUGUAUGGCUUCCUGUUAUUUAUCAUAAUAGCUUGUGUCUUUGUUAUAUCGGUUCACUAUCAAAAUACUAGAGGCCUCAAUUUUAAGGUGCCCUUGGUACCCGUCUUACCCUGCUUCAGUAUUUUCUGCAAUAUAGCCUUAAUGGUACACUUAAGUUUCUUGACCUGGCUGCGUUUUUUCAUUUGGGUUUCCUUUGGCAUGUUAAUCUAUUUUGGCUAUGGCAUACAUCACAGCAAGGAGGGUGCCGUUUGUUCGGCCUACUCCAUGUUAAUGUCCUCCUCAAAUCCAGAACCCAAAAAGUCCCCCUGGGCUGUUACAGGCGAAGAUUUUGAUUUUCUUAUAGGCGCCGGGGGCUCCAAUAAUCGCACAGUAUUUCAACGUUUUAUAGGGCGUAAAAAGAGUGAUAAUCAGCCGAUAGUAGAGGAGGAAUUAGUAGAUGAGGAAAGUGAUGAAAAUGAGGAGUCCUAAGUU